Molecule: messenger RNA, 3066 nt
Organism: Psilocybe cubensis
Lineage: Eukaryota; Fungi; Basidiomycota; Agaricomycetes; Agaricales; Agrocybaceae
Exons: 21
Coding region: 1-3066 (1021 amino acids)
Biological process (GO): proton transmembrane transport; NADPH regeneration
Cellular component (GO): mitochondrial inner membrane
Molecular function (GO): NADP binding; NAD binding
Source: RefSeq, a predicted model, not a curated record
AUGGGCGCCUUUAAUACGAUCUCGGAGAAACCCCCGUCUGACGGCUCUGGAGUUCCUUAUAGCUCACUUACGGUCGGAGUUCCUCGUGAAGUCUUUCCAAACGAACGCAGGGUUGCUCUCACUCCACAGAAUGCUGCUUUGUUGCGCAAAAAGGGAUUCCGAAAUGUUCUGGUUGAACGCAAUGCCGGCACUGAGGCCCAGUUUCUUGACGAGCAAUAUGCUGCCGCUGGCGCAACUUUGGUCUCCCAGGAAGAACUGUACAAAUCUGCCGAUAUCUUGCUCAAAGUCCGGGCACCAACACUUGGAGAAGAAAUAGAACAUCUAAAGGAAGGAAGCACUAUUAUAUCUUUCUUAUACCCAGCGCAAAACAAACCUGUCGUUGAUGCUUUAGCUGCACGGAAAGUCGACGCAUUUGCGAUGGAUAUGAUACCUAGAAUUUCCCGAGCACAGGUUUUCGACGCACUCAGUUCUAUGGCAAAUAUUGCGGGAUACAAAGCCGUUUUAGAGGCAUCUAAUCAUUUCGGUAGAUUCAUUACAGGACAGGUUACAGCAGCAGGCAUGGACUUCGUGCCAUCUAACACGUUAGACAGAAAAAUCCCCCCUUGCAAAGUUUUGGUCAUAGGUGCCGGAGUAGCUGGAUUAAGCGCCAUUGCAACCGCUAGACGUCUAGGGGCCAUAGUUAGAGGCUUUGACACACGAUCCGCUGCACGGGAGCAGGUUCAAUCACUGGGCGCCGAAUUCAUUGAAGUUGAUAUACAGGAGGAGGGUGGUGGCGGCGGCGGCUACGCAAAGGUCAUGUCCAAGGAAUUUAUUGCAGCUGAAAUGGCUCUUUUUAUGGAACAGUGCAAGGACGUCGACAUUGUAAUCACUACAGCUUUGAUUCCUGGACAGCCGGCUCCCAAGCUGAUCACUCAUGAGAUGAUUGCAGCAAUGAAGCAGGGCUCGGUUAUUGUCGACCUCGCCGCCGAAGCCGGUGGUAACUGUGAAGCAACACGUCCCGGGGAACUUAACGUCCAGUCGGGCGUAACAAUCAUUGGAUACACGGACUUACCUUCAAGACUGCCAACUCAGUCUUCUACGUUGUAUUCCAACAAUAUCACCAAGUUCUUGCUCUCAAUUGGUGGCGACGGGAAAUAUUCGAUUGAUUUGAAGGAUGAAGUUGUUCGAGGAUCCCUCAUCGUGCAAAAUGGCAGUGUUCUCCCCCCUGUUCCACGGACAAUGCCACCCCCAGUUGCCGCUCCACCCGCAAAGGUAGAAGAAACCGUCAAGGCUAUCACACCUUGGCAAAAAGCGUCCCGAGAGGUCGCCCUUGUGACCGCUGGAAUGGGUGGUAUCGUUGGCCUUGGUAAAGCAACGGGCACUUCAUUUAUGGACAGUUUCUUUACUUUCGGUCUUGCUGGUCUUGUGGGAUAUAGAGUGGUAUGGGGUGUAGCACCUGCUUUACACUCCCCUUUGAUGUCUGUAACAAAUGCUAUAUCAGGUUUGGUGGGCGUUGCUGGUAUGUUUGUUAUGGGCGGAGGAUAUCUACCAGGGACUGUUCCUCAAGCUCUUGGAGCACUCGCUGUUCUGCUCGCAAGUGUGAACGUCGCUGGUGGUUUUAUCUUAACUAAACGGAUGCUGGACAUGUUCAAACGGCCGACUGAUCCUCCCGAGUAUUCUUGGUUAUAUGCUAUUCCUGGAGUGGUAUUUACAGGAGGAUUCCUAGCAGCAGCUAGCACUGGUAUGGCAGGCCUCGUUCAAGCCGGCUAUUUGGCCAGCAGUAUUCUUUGCAUUGGCUCUCUUUCUGGAUUGGGAUCGCAGACAACUGCAAGGCAAGGAAAUGCUCUCGGAAUUCUAGGUGUCAGCUCUGGUGUUCUCGCCUCGUUGGCCGCCGUUGGCUUCCCACCUGAAGUCAUUGCACAAUUCGCUGGAGUUGCCACUAUUGGAGGCAUUGUCGGGUCCAUCAUAGGCAGGCGUGUAACUGCGACAGAGUUACCACAGACCGUUGCACUACUUCACUCUAUUGUCGGUCUCUCUGCUGUUUUAACAAGUAUAGGAAGCGUACUUCAAGAUACUGCUCAUUUGUCCACCCUUCAUAUGGUCACCGCGUAUCUUGGGGUAGUUAUUGGAGGCAUCACAUUCACCGGAUCAAUCGUGGCGUUCCUCAAAUUGGCUGCGAAAAUGUCCAGCAAACCCCUUGUUCUCCCUGGAAAACACCUUGUUAACGUCAGCUUGCUUGGUGCCAAUGCAGCCACAAUGGCAGGGUUUUUGACUAUGGCAACCCCCACGCCCUUGGUAGCAGCUUCGUUCCUGGGCGCUAGUACAGUUCUCAGUUUCUUAAAAGGGUACACUACAACAGCAGCUAUUGGAGGAGCGGAUAUGCGUUUUAUGUUGGACAAUCCACUACUGGUCUCCGUCGGUUCCCUUAUUGGUGUUAGUGGUUCAAUUUUGUCUUACAUUAUGUGUAUUGCCAUGAACCGAUCCCUCACGAAUGUCCUCUUUGGAGGAAUAAGUGCGCCUGUAUCUACUGAAGCUCAUAAAAUCGAAGGAACGAUCACCAAAACAACGGUGGAUGAUACAGCCGACGCGUUGGCGAAUGCAGAUAGUGUUAUAUUAGUGGUUGGUUAUGGAAUGGCAGUAGCGAAAGCACAGUAUGCUAUAUCAGAAAUCACCGCUAUGCUGCGAUCAAAGGGCAUCACAGUCCGCUUCGCCAUCCAUCCAGUGGCAGGCCGAAUGCCCGGGCAGUGUAAUGUGCUGCUAGCAGAAGCAUCAGUGCCAUACGAUAUUGUUCUCGAAAUGGACGAGAUAAACGAUGACUUCAAGGACACCGACGUCACUUUGGUCAUUGGGGCCAAUGAUACAGUAAAUCCGAUUGCAUUAGAACCUGGUUCGGCCAUUGCGGGUAUGCCCGUCCUCCAUGCAUGGAAAAGCAAACAAGUCAUCGUGAUGAAGCGAGGACUUGCUAGUGGCUAUGCCGAUGUACCUAAUCCGAUGUUCUAUAUGCCGGGAACCAAGAUGUUAUUUGGAGACGCAAAAGAUACUUGCGAAGCCAUCAAGCGCAGUCUCGAAACUCGCUUUGGGAAGUAA